This is a messenger RNA of Bacillus rossius redtenbacheri, 8227 nucleotides long. It is a transcript of the gene mthl5, whose product is annotated as probable G-protein coupled receptor Mth-like 5. Gene Ontology annotation, biological process: cell surface receptor signaling pathway. Gene Ontology annotation, cellular component: membrane. The transcript is spliced from 7 exons. Gene Ontology annotation, molecular function: transmembrane signaling receptor activity. Lineage: Eukaryota; Metazoa; Arthropoda; Insecta; Phasmatodea; Bacillidae. The coding region runs from base 81 to 1484 and encodes 467 amino acids. The record is from RefSeq and is a predicted model, not a curated record.
GAGUUUAACAAUGUGUUGUAAACAAUCGAUGUGAAGACGGUACAACGUGUGCGCUUAAAGAAAACGUUUUAUUUUAAAUAAUGUACUUAAGAGUUUUGGCGGUGUCUUUUUUGUGCAUGCGAAUGAUAGAAGUAGCGGCCCAGGGCGUGGUUCGUGUGCAGAAGUGUUGCGAGAGGUUCGAGCUGAUGAUAGACAACAGAUGCGCUCACAAGAAUGAAUCUGACAGCGAGGUUUGGAAUCCUGUAUUUAGCAGUGAGUCAGGUCAAGACAACGUGCAGGUGCCACUCUUCCGGUUAGUGAUUGGCCAGCCUGAAUGUGGAGCGCGGCUGAAAUGGCCCAUCUUCCACUACCCCGGCUCCCAGGAUCGCUUGAGCCUGCUGCCGAACGGCAAACUGCGACACUUCAUUUCGCACCACGAGCACGAUUCAAAGGGUGCGGACGUGGAGCUGUCUCAACUGAGCGGAGGCGACCUCGAUGGGCAGAGAUAUCAUGACUAUGACCUCGGCCUUUACUGCCUCGACAAGAUAAUCGUGACGCAGUCCCAGGAGGCGGGGCAAGUGGCGCAGUACGCGCUGGUGUGCUCCCCGGACGCGGGUCCCUCCUGGAACGACUCGGACCACCUGGUGCGCACGGUGGUGGACCCCGCCUGCCGGGGCGUGGCGCUGGCGUGCUACGUGGCGGUGGCCGCCGUCUACUUCGUGCUGCCGCAGCUGCGCGACCUCGCCGGCAACGUGGUGUCCUCGCUGGCCGCGUGCCUCGCCGUGAGCCAGGCCGCCGGCCUGGUGCUGGUGUUCGUGCAGUUCCGGCACCACGUCAGCUUCCUGGUCGCAGAUACUUUCAUGUAUGUGGGACUUCUCGCUUCUUUUUAUUGGCUGAACAGCUUGGGAUACUACAUCUGGAGGACAUUUAGGUCUCGCAACGUGUACCUGCGUGUGACGGACGGGCGCAAGUACUGCUACUACUCGCUGUACGUGUGGUGCUGCACCCUGUCGAUGGCUGCCGUCGCCCUGUUUGCCCACUUCAUGCUCGAGCCGGAGGGUAUCAAGACGCAGCCCGGCGUCCUCAUGCAGAACAACUUGGGUUGGCUUGGAGUUGCCAUGUUUUUCACACCAGUGGCCUUCACCAUCCUAGUCAACCUCUUCUUUUACCUGACCACCGGGCAGAUCAUUAACAGAAUGUCUACCUACGGCAGAAUUCACCAUAAGAUGAAGUACAGCUUCGAGAUGUUCGCCAAGCUGUUCCUGGUGAUGGUGGUGGGCUGGCUGUUCCUGCUGCUGUCGUGGAUGCGCUACAGCGUGCUGUUCUAUUGCAACGUGCUGGUGAACGUGCUGCAGGCACUGCUGGUGCUGUACGUGUGCGUGCUGGGCCAGGGGAGGGUCACGGCGCUCGCCCGCGCCUCCUGCUGCCCGUGCGGGCGCAAGGGCGCGGAGCCCGGCGCCGACUGGGGGGAGGAGAUGUCCAGCAUGAACCCAUGCUCCUACUGACCCCCACCCGGUCUUAGACCAGUGGCGACAUUCCACGGUUGGAUCAAAUCAAACUCCAAGACAGUCUGAUAUGCAGUGCAAUUCCAGUCUCAAAAAUAUAUAUAUAUAUUUUUUGAAAUACGUAAUAAAUAUCCCAGUACAUAGUAUUCAUUUAUUGUAAAAACUAUAACACUUGUUUUUGAUGUACAGUACAACCCUGUUAUAACAUUCUCCAAGGGACCAACUUAAAAAAAUGUUAUAAGCAGGAAAAUGUUAUAAGCAGGAAAUCAUAAAAUUACAUCUUGACGGUGUUGGUUGGUGUUCCGUCUCUUCUCUUCUCUCACCGAUGUCUCUCUUGGGUGAGAGCCAGGUAGCCGGGUGGAGGAGGAGGUCGAGCUGCUGGUCUUGCGGCAGGUUUCACACUCGGCUGGUAUGCAGGCGAAUAGCUAGUGGGGUGAGAGAUAGGGACUAAACUAUUGAUUGAAAAUAAUGUCGGUAUUUUCACGGAACUUUUAUUGACCUGAAUUGUAGAAACAGUUCAAUUUGUUGCCUGCAUCGGCUUUUACAACAUACACUGAAUUGAAACACACGGUACACCCUAUCGUCCAGAAAGGGGAGGGGGAAGGGAGACAAAUUCCCUAGGCCGAGAUAGGUCCUCGGAUGGCCUAACUCGCGAAGGAGGGGUGCGAGCAGCAGAAAACGGAUAGCCAGUCGUUCUGCUGCUCCCCCUAUGAUCGUCCUAUGACCAGUGGGCGGAAUCCAGCCACACUGGCCGUCGGGCCGAUCAACUGACUUUCAGGUGGAUGACCUCGCCUUUAUAUAGGGAGAAAUGCGCGGGAACGAAGAAAAAGAAGGGAGGGGCGAACUAACUCCUCUUUGGAAGGGAUGAGAUGCGUGCGCAUGAAUCUCGCCGAAAUUUCCCUGCCCUGGUGGUGGAAGUAUAAACUAGAUAUUAAUAAUUAAAAAGAAAAGAUAAACUUGACAUAAAUAAUUAUAUGUUCCUACAUUAAUAUUCAAUCCUAUGUAUUAAAAAGUAUUUAAACUUGCUUUCACAACUUAAUUAGUUAAAUUUAUACUAUUAUAAAAUAUAAAUACAGUUGGUAGAUCGCCGGUCACAAGAUGGCGUCACAAUGUACAUGUUUAGCUGUGGCAAGAGAAAAAUAUACAUUUGUUUACACAACUCGUCCAUAUUUACUAUUAUAUUUUGAAGUACAUUAAUAUGUGGGGUUAUAGCGACGUAAAAAAAAUAAAGGAUGAAGAUGGUUCGUUGCAUUAAUGAAUUAUUCUAUUGUUCGUCGCUUUGUUUAUAACCUACGACGUCGCACAUAUUCGUCGCCGCAUACAGUAAAACCUCCAUUAACGAAUAUUCUAUUUAACGAAAAACCCCAUACAACGAAAUAAAAUUUUGGUCCUGCCGAACCGCCAUAAGAUCAAUGCUGUUUUAACCUCUAAAUACCGAAUUUUAUUUGUUCCGAAAUAGUGAAAUUCCCUUUACAACGAACUGCCGCUAUUGAAAAAACACGCAAAAAUAAACAUCUCCUACAAGACAUCCACUAAUUUUUUUGCAUUCACUGCUUAAAAAUACGUGCGUAUAACCUUAAAAUAAUAAGCAACAUCGUGGAAGGCAAUAAAUAAACAAAGCAUCAUGGAUAACACACGUCGUGUAUACAUGCCACACUUUGUUCAAAAUGGCGGGUACAUUUAGCGCUAGUGGCGGAAACCUCUCAUACCAUCGCUCUGGCAAGACGAACAACUAGUGUAUUUUGCGUUUCUAUGGUUAAAGAUGCACACACGCAAAUAUUUUUAACUAUGGUUUAGUACAAUUUCCGUUUUUUCAGUUUACACUGUUGUUUAUUUAUUUCCACACGUAGUUACGGAAAACAACACGUUACUACUGUAAAAUGAAUUCUAAUCCUAAAAAGCGGCGACAGAUUAACGUUAAAAUAAAAUUAGAAAUUUUAAAUGCAGUUGAUGAAAGUGGAAAAAAAAGUGAUAUAGCUAAACGUUUCGACAUCCCGGCGUCUACACUUUCGACCAUAUUAUCCAACCGGGAACAGAUCGAAAACAACGCUUCUCUGGUAGGGACAAAUCGAAAACGUGUGAAAGUAUGUAAAAAUGAUGAUUUGGACAAGAUACUUUUUGACUUGUUAAUGGAGGCUAGGGCAUCAAACAUCAACAAAGGCAUGCCAGGAAGCACUGGGGAUGGGAAUUGAUAAUUUCUAAGCAAUGGUCGGCCAUUAAACAAGUGUAUUCUAUGUACUUUUUCAUGUUUAAUUCCUCAUAUCGUAUUAAACAGUCAGAAAGACAGUUCUAGCCAUUUAUGUGAAGCUUUAUGGUGACUAGAAAUAUAUCGUGCGAAACCUCCAUUUAACAAACCCCUUUACAACAAACACUACAAAUUUUGGUCCCUUGAGAUUUGUUAAAUAGAGGUUUCACUGUAUAACGUGAGUAGGCCUAUUGCCGAAAUACAUUUUUCCCUGAAUUGCUUCUGAACUUAUAAAAACACGUUUUUGGGUUUAAUUAUCACGUAAAGUAACGUGAUAUUUAAUAUAGGAAGGGCGGGCACGCGUCAAUCUUCACUUUGUAUAAAUUACGCGUGGAUUAAUUAAAUUAAAGAGUAUAGGUAAAACAACACAAAGUACAGGAGUAAUACACUAAGUACAGCAAUAGAGUGGAAAAUUGGUCAAUUUUAUUUAUAGAUAAUACCUAAUAAUAUGCUAAAGAAAAAAAUGUUUUGUACGAUACUGUUCAGAGUCGAAACAGAAAUAUUAAACUCUUUUGCAAUCGCAACACACGUUUUGUUGGGGUUGAUAAACUGAAUUUUUUCAGCUACAGAAUAUGAAUUUCGCUUAUAUUUAUUGGCCAUCAUAGCCGUACAAUAACCUGAAUAAAAUUUCAAUACAGCGUAUUUUAAUUAAAUAUGACCGUGACUACAAUAAGUAAGUGAAAAAAAAAAAUUACCGUAAAGGUUAACCACAAACAAAAGCCGUGAAUAUAUCCAUAGAACAUUUAAACAUCUCAAGGUGUUAAACCUUUGAAACAAAAACCAGCACCAUAGAAUACAGUAGCACUGCUUCUGACCAUGUAUCAGUGCACAAAAUGUGCAUCAUAAGUAUAACGGAACCAGUUAUAGGCUAACGAGCGCGAACAGGACGCCAUAUUGAUAGUCAAUCCGGUGCAAGUUGUGGAGUGCGUGUGUACCACGUCUAUGGUGAACUACACAAAAGUAAACAUCUGAUGUUUGUAUAUGCGUGCUGUAUUUUCUAGCUAUGGUUUCGCUCUAAAUUAUGACUUUGAAGGAAGGGAUACUGAAAAUUGUGGCAGUUAUCAAAGCAAAUUUGAACGUUAAAGGCGGGAAUGUAGAAAUUUUAAUAUUGUUACAGGCGGGAAAUUAAAGCAUUGUGAUAAAUGGAGAAAUGACGGGACCAUGAAAUUAUGGUGUUAUAGACGGGAAAAUGUUACAAACGGGAAUGUUAUAACCGGGUUGUACUGUAUUAAAUUUUAGUUUUUGAAAGUGUACUUAUUCACUGGUAUUGUAGUUUGCUGAAUUAGUUUUUUACCAGCACGUUUUGUGUUUGUGCUGAAUAUACAAGAUUCGUAAUUCUGUACGUGAUGCAGAUUUUACUGUGGAAAUAACACUGGGGCUGCCAGGGUUCUUAAAGGGAAAACGUUUCUGAUCUGCCUCACUAAAUUGACUGUCGUGGCCAGUCAAGAAACAAAACCAGCUAUAGUUUUCAGGAGUUUAAAGUAGACCACUACUGAUAUCAGUGCCAGUCUUGUCAUGCACACCUGCCUCUGUUUAGUGAAGAUUUACAAACUCACAAGAACCCUCAAGAGUCAGCUGCACACAUGUAAUGAAGUGUGCGUGCCCACAUCCAACAUGCAUGCACACUUUUAGUAGUGUCUACACAGAUAAAAACGUGUGAGCAUGUGAAAUGUUUCUGCACAAGCUAGCAAGUUCAGAAAAAUUGUAACCAAACUCCCGAGUAUUUUUUUUAAAAUGUAAGUUCAGAAUCCAGCUCAAAAAAUAGUUGUAUGACAUUAUUGCAAACUUUUUAUGAAAUAAAAGAAUGAAUUGCAACUAUAGCAUUGGGUAAAUACUAUUGAGUCAGAAGAUGGUUGUGAUAAAAAUUACAAAAAAAUGUAUUUUAAACUGAUGUCAUUGUAUUUGUAUUUUACAUAACUGACAAUAUUUAAUCAUUAAACAUAAUACAGGGAUUUCAUAUACUACAUUUAAAUUUAAGUGUAUACUAAAAAACUUGUGCAACCUCAUUAUGAAUCUGUGAUGUUUUGAGAUUCCAUACUUUUUGAUAAAAUUAUUGUAUGACUGUGUUAAAAUUCUUUUAUAUAGUUAGCACGAGUAUUACUUGGCUGAAUGAGAUGAUAGUAUUUAUGUGUAGUAUUGCAGGGUGUAAAACAUGUCAUUGUAAAUAUUGAUAAUAUAUAUUAUUAAUUGUAGGAAAGAAAUAAGGCUUCAGAUUUAUAGCGUGUAUGCUAAUCCAAUAAGAUGAGUCUCAUAUGUAAGGUAGUAAUAAUAACUGUUAUCGUUGAAGGCAAUUAGAAGUGUUUUGUAGUUUUAAGAAUCCAUUUCCACUAUAUGCUCUCCAGCCAUCUGUUAACACUGGUAUGCAACUUUUUUGCAUGCCAUUUUGUGACAGUAUAGCAGGCCUAUGCUGAUUGUAGCUCAAAGCUAAUUUAUUAUGACUUUAAGUUGAAAUGCAAACAUAUUUAAUUAGUUUUGUUCAAUAUUUGUGUGGAUUUAAUUUUCUACAAUCAUGACUUUUAGGAUGGAUGGAUGGAUGGAUUUUAGUAUAGCUGGGCCUGGGUUUGUGCCAAACUUGUUAAAUAUUUUCAAAGGAAUAACUGCACUCUAACCUGAUUCAAUACUUGCACACAAUCGAAAAAAACACAGAUAUUGUCAGGUACAGUCUUAAACAAACACUUUAGUCAGCAUUUGAACCAUACACAAAAUAAAGUUAUUUCACAAUUGUCACUAAAUAGUAAGGGAACAUAACUUGUUCUCAACUGAAAAUACAAGUUUGAAACAUAUUAAAAGCAUAUUAUAUUUGUUUCUUUAAUAUCACGUUCACAGACCAGUGCCAGAAAAAAAAAAUUGGCUUCAACCAUGGACUACAACAAACACACGGAAACUGUUGUUUUGUGUAAAAUGUGAACACUGAAGUUGAAACCGUUUAAAUUGAUAGUUAAACAUUCUUCCACCAUGUUCACACAGUAGUAGCAUACUGGCUGCAUUAAUUUAUGACAGUAUAAAACUGUGAAUUUCACGCUGAAAGUGACAUAAACAAAUGUAAAUAGAAGUGCCAGAAUUACAUGGAAAUUCAUUGCAAGUGUUUUUGUAUUAUUACCAAAAACGUACUUAGCUUUUAUAAAUAUUUAAUACUAGUGAAUAAUUUGAGUUGAAUGUGUGAAUAUGAGAUAAUUUUGUCACUAUUUUACCAAUUAGAAAUCGUUUUAAUUUCACAUUUAUCAUAAAAUUAAAUAAGGUUAACCUUUUUUUUCUUCAUAAACACAUUUCUUCACUGCCCACCAUUCGCAGUUAUUUUGGUAGAUAGUCCUUGGUUUCCCAAUGAUAUUAAGAGAUAUUGGUGGCAGUAUCUGUGUAUGGGUGGGUUUGAGAGAGUGUGUGUGAUGAAAGUCUUUUCUUAAGAUGUUGAUUCCUCAUAAGCAGUCUGAAAAUGUUUAAGGAUGUUUUAGAAUAGACUUAUUGAGUAGCAAAGUGUACUGGUGGGUGGCAAAGAUGCGUGAACAUGUUUUAGAAAGGUUUGGAACUUUCGAGAAACAUCUUGAAGUUUCCAGAAUUUCCUAAAAAAAUUUCUAAAAUAUAUAUAAUUAAUGCAAUAAUUGUUAGUGGUUGCCGUUAUAACUCCGCAACCCACCCCAUUGCCACAUGGGGACUGUAUGGUAGCCCUCCAUCUCCCAUCCAUGAAGACUAAUUUGGUUUGGUGUUGCAGGGGUUGGGUUCGAAGAUGUUGGUAUGAAAAUAGGGUAUUACACCAAUGGACUUCUUAUGGGAAGUCAAUGUAGCAGUUGGGAAUAGAGUGCCAAAGUGGUAGACUGGCAAGAAAGUUGUUAGUGGUUGUAGAAUGUUCCAGGAUAUUCAAGAAUGUUUAAAAAAUUGCCAGAAUUUCCUUUUAGGAAGUUCCAGGAUGUUAGAGAAAUUUAUAGAAUGUUUGAGAAGGUUCUGGGCUUCAAAGGGACUUCUAUUCUGGAAUAUUUGAGAAUGUUCCGGACUUCUAUUCCGGAACGUUCUUAAAUUUUAUAGAAACUAAGAGAAAUCCAAAACUUCUUGAACAUUCUGGAAUGCUCCAUUGUUCUGUUGUGGUUGGGAUAUAUUCCAGCUCAGAAGCAGUGGUGAAAUCCGUGCCUCAAUAUACUUUAGUAAAAAUGUUUGUAACUAAAACAUACUUUUCUUACAAUGGUAAAAUUUAAGCAAUGCCCUGGGAUUGCUAAACAUGAUUGCAAGUCAACAGCUAGUUCAAUUAAAGUUAAUGCCUAAGUAAAAAAAUUUAUACUUUGCAAAUCAAGUGCAUUUUACAACCCAGUUCAUAAGUUAUUAUUUUAUCUAACCUACAAUGACAGCUAAUGCUGUAAGAAAAAAGUGUCAGUUUUGGUAGUGCUAGAAGUGUUAUUUCUGUGCCUUAAAACAAUUGUAAAUAUUUUCAUGUUUUAAAUAUUAACUUUUAUAUAUUCUGUAAAAAUAUUUAUAGUAAAUACAUUUUUAUGAUGUAAAUUUUUUAUUGAAA